Solanum pennellii is the source of this 1143-nucleotide messenger RNA. RefSeq names its product chaperone protein dnaJ 8, chloroplastic-like. Bases 411 to 899 code for a protein of 162 amino acids. The record is from RefSeq and is a predicted model, not a curated record. The transcript is spliced from 3 exons. Lineage: Eukaryota; Viridiplantae; Streptophyta; Magnoliopsida; Solanales; Solanaceae.
UUAGCCUCGAUAAGUCAUAAAAUUUCAGAUAUAUUUUAAUUAUUUUUCUUAAAAUUUUUGCUGACACGUCAUCCUCUUCAUCAACCACUACCAUUCUACCAUAUUUUUUUUUUCUCUUAUCCCUUUUUCUUCUCUUUUACAUACACUUAUUUAAACCGACUCUGCUUAACGCUAACAAACAUCUUCCUGUUCUAUUUUCUUCCCCUGUUUUUCCAUCUUUUUGACCUUUAUAUCAACAAUUAUUAUUCUUCUUAAUAAAUAUAUUAGUCUCAUUCAUAUUUGGUUUGCCGUAUUUGAUCCGGUCUCGUUGAAUACUUCAAUUAAUUCAUAAUCUAUUUAAACAUCCGAAUCUCUCAGUUAAAAAUUCAUCUGCGUAAUUUGAAAGACGAAAUCUUUUUUUAAAAAAAUCAAUGGCGACGGCUAUGGGAAUGAUGAGGAAUGUUGGGGGUUAUAGUUCUGUCUCUGCUUCAUGGAUUCGUUUGAACAAUCGCGCAAACAAAAAGACGAAGAGGAGUGAGAAUGUUAAAUUUGGGGUUACUUGUGUUUAUUCACCUUCUCUGAGUGAUCCGUACAAGACCUUGAGGAUUCAACCUGAUGCUUCUGAAUCUGAAGUUAGAAAGGCUUUUAGACAGCUUGCUCUUCAGUACCACCCGGAUGUAUGCAGAGGAAGUAAUUGCGGUAUACAAUUUCACCAAAUCAAUGAUGCAUACGAUACUGUGAUGAGUAACUUGAGAGGUGAAACAAAGAAUGCAGAAAUGGAGAUUUACGAAGAAUAUGACGAUGACGAUGAAGCCAUGAGAGGAGUGAAUGAUCCAGAUUAUGAUAUGUGGGAAGAAUGGAUGGGAUGGGAAGGAGCAGGCAUUCGGGAUUAUUCGUCUCACAUCAAUCCUUAUAUAUAAUUUUUAAAAAUAAACGUGGUAUCUGGAUUAGCUCACGUGCCCGUUUUAUGUAUUAUCUGGAUCAUAAUGUUUCUGUCAAAUACCCUAAAACCCAUCCAUCAUCUUCAAACUCAAAGAUGGUUUGAGGUUUCUGUAUAUACUCAAAGGAGGGAGUUGUAUAUUUUGUACGUAGAUGGAAUCGUUCCACCUCUGUAUUUAUCAAUUCUAAUCAUGCAAUGAUAUCAAUGGAAAAUAUUAUUAUAUA